Molecule: messenger RNA, 4974 nt
Organism: Nematostella vectensis (starlet sea anemone)
Lineage: Eukaryota; Metazoa; Cnidaria; Anthozoa; Actiniaria; Edwardsiidae
Product: transmembrane protein 94
Exons: 36
Coding region: 325-4491 (1388 amino acids)
Molecular function (GO): nucleotide binding
Source: RefSeq, a predicted model, not a curated record
AAAAAUAAGUUUGUGCACGAGUGGAGGACUGGUUACGAAUUUGUGGUGGCGGGGAGUUCGACAACAAAAUGGCGACCGGCGAUAUGUAGAAAUUGACAUCUUAAAAAUCCUUUGAAAAACGGCUGCACUGAACAGCACAUGCAUAAAGUAAUACAGAGAUGUGAUUUUCAUCUAUCCACUGGGCAAAUUACAACUGCACUCGAACAUUUUAGAUCAUUGCAUCGUCGUAAGAAUUCGAGGUCUGUGAGUGUAAUUUGUCAAGUCAAAAUUUGUUCCAAAACCCUACUUUAGAAUGACAAAUAUUUAAGAAAGAGCCAAUUAAAGAUGGAUGAAUCAAUUUCUGGGGAAUCAAAGUCGUUUGUGAGGAGAACAUGGAGCUGGAGGCAUCGUGAGACAGCGGUUUCAGACCCAAGUGAUGUUGAUCUUGCGUACAUGGAACUACAGUCUUUAGACAAUUGCGAGAAAACUCCUGAGGAAGCAUUGGUAGGUCUGACAUCACAGCAAGCGCAUAAAAAGCUCUUUGCUACUAUACGCAAAGUAUUGGAUCAAUACAAUGAAUCAAAUAAUGUUAAGUGGACCAGCGAUGUCUGGAAGACGUUGCACUGUAACCACCAUGCUAGCAUCAGCUGGAUCAGUAUUGGCAUUCUUGCCUUUGAAGUUCUUAUCAUGGUCAGCAGCUAUGCUCUUUCUGAUAAGCAAAGGUACAGUUUACCACUUUUGGAGGCUUUUCUAGUUCUUAUCAUUACACUGGCAAACCUGGUGAUUUGUGUUCGUGAAGAAAAUCUGAGACGCACAGAGGUGUACCGUAGGGCAGAAGAGCUGCUUGAAUCUUGCAAAGUAUCAUACUGUAAUUGGAACCCGCUGGAUUAUGUUGAUCCAUGUACGCCGCCCUCCCCGUCCAUAUCCAUGGUCCACACGUACCGCGACAAUGAGCUGAUCAGUAUGCCUUGUAACUUACUGGUGGAAGGGGACAUCAUUUCUCUGGGUCCAAGCCACACCUCCCCUGCUAAAGUUCAACUUAUUCAGUCUAUCCAUGCAGAUGGAUCUUACAGUCUUUCUCAACAAGUCUUAGAAAAAGGAGACAUGUAUCUUCCGCCAUCGUCAUCACCACCCUGCGAAGACCUUCACAGUGACCGAACCAUGCCAUGUCAGCCCCAGCCCAGGAAGAGAUUUCUUGUUAAAGAAAGCCCCUAUCAAGAUACACUCAGGAACGUUCUACAAAAUGCUUGCAACAGACCCGUUAGUUUACUGGAAAAUGAGAUGCACUUCAUCGUCAGUACAGUUAUUGUGAACAAGCUGGUUUGGGUAGUUUUGGGUUUAUCAUUGUUGGUGAACAUUGCUCGGUUUCUGUUGUUGGGUGGUGAAGUUGGUCACUGGAGUGAAAUGAUACUGCUUCUCCAGGGCUACUCUGUCCUUCCCCUUCUUCCGCUCUCAUUCCCCCUCUUGUGGACUGGCCUUAACUUAUACGGCGCAGCGCGAAUACAAGUGCUUUUCGAGAGACUGAAGAAUGGUAGUCCGCUCGGUUACAAGGCUUCCAGGCAAGUGGCUGCUAGUGACGUCAUGCCUUACUUUUGGAAUAAUGUGCGUGGAGGCAGCUCGUCUCUCCCCAGGACCACCAACCUGCUCCAAGUGCUCGGCAGCAUCACGGUGUGGUGCUGCGUCGACAAGGUUGGUAUCCUCUCCCUCCCCAACCCCUCCGUAGAAAAAGUCUUCUUCCUACAAAGCAAGAAGGCGCGCAGUAAGAGUGAGAAGCAGAAGGCACGAGGGCGCAAGACCAGCUCUUCCACGUGGGAGAGCGAUAUUAGCCGCCAAGUGAGCCGAGAGGAGACGACCGACCUGUCAUCUUCAUCAUCCGAUGAUGAUGAUGACGAUGAUGAUGAUGCGGUUGCUGCACCGGAUGGGGUCAAAAUAAAAGAGAAUUUUAAAGGCCGAGCAGCAGUUCUCAAUGUCAGCAACGACCCAGAGAGUCAGUUUGGGUUACGCUUUGAUGACAAAAGAUGGCAAGACAAUUUGAGCUCUCUUAAACCACUGGGACUCAAUAUCUUGCUGAACUCACCGUGCUCGUCCCCAGUCCGCAACUUGCGAUUGGCUGACUGCACUGGGCACCUGUCACUCAAAUACAACCUCGCCCCAGUCCCCAGCCACAGGCGGUGUUUGUGUCUUCUUGCCAAAGAGAUCGGAUUUAUGGAUCGGGUGCUAAGCUUUUUCUCCAAAGAGCAGUACGUCUUUGCUGUUCAAUCGUCAGCUGUUCCAGCGGCAAACUUCUCGCUCCAGACCUCGUCGUACUUGGCCGUGUGCAAAGAAAGGCCUGUGCCGAGUAUGACGUCUGUUCUUGUCAAGGAGUCCUAUACGGGAGCACACCAACUGCUGACCCAAGGGACUGCAGACGUUGUAAUCGACACCUGCUCAGAUUUCUGGGAUGGCACCAAUUUGUGCCCUAUCACAGCGCAUGAUCGUCGGAAAGUGUUGGAUUUCUACCAGCGUAACAGUAUGUCCUCUUAUUGCAUCGCCUUUUCGUAUCGUCCAGUCAGCGAGGUCCCACAUUGCACGUCUGACGCGUUUUUCCGGAUUCCCCCCAUUUUCCAGUGGAUAUCGUGCAGUGAGAGCGAAGGAGAAAGCGUGUCUGAAAUGUCAUUGGAUGGUGAAGAGGAUGUCUAUGAAGAAGAUACUGGGAUUUCAUUUAGUGCAAAGGACCUGAGCUUUGAGGACAACACAAAGGUGGACGCUCUACUCGAUCAACUACAUCUUGUGACGGACACGGACAGCUACCACAGAAUCCUUGGAGGCCAGGUGUUCAUAGGAAUGGUAACUCUGCAGUAUCAAGCAAAAAAGGACAUCAUUCCCCUUGUGGAAGAUCUCAACAAGGCUGGGAUCCGCUUUGUACAUUUCUCCGCUGAGGAUGAGCUUAAGAGUAGGGUUUUUGCCGAGCGGAUGGGACUGGAGACAGGCUGGAACUGUCACAUUUCCCUUGAUGAUAGCUCGCCCCAGGACCAUGGCAAUACACAGGCAGACACAACUGAGGCGACAGCCGUAGAGCAUGGGACUGAGGGUGAAGAGAAACAUGUUAGUUGGAUUGACUACAAAAUGCGACAUCAUGAAAAAGUAGAAGAUUCACAAGAAGCUCAUUUGGACGUAGAGACUGGUGACGAGGGUGAGCGUGCGACCCUACUUAGCAGUCAUAACUCAGUACCCCACGACUACUCCUUCUUCUACAACCGGGCUAAACUUCCCCGAGGAGUCCACAACAUCCGUCCACAUCUCCAAAACGUCGACAAUGUGCCCUUGCUGGUGCCUCUAUUCACGGACAGCACACCUAAAGCGGUGCAAGAGAUGGUCGCCAUAAUGCAAGAACACGGUGAAGUGGUGUGCUGCGCUGGAAGCUCAUUUAACGUCGACAACACUGGCGUCUUCUUACAGGCGGACAUCAGUUUGACGAUUGAGCCGAUGUUUCCGCAACUUUGCCUCAAGGGUUUACCCAAAGAUUUCCGCUCAGGGACCCCACAGUUGGCCUGUAACAAGAUAAUGGACAACAAGGCAGCGAGCGACGACGAGUCUUCUUCAGACCUAGAUAAUGAUCUCUCCCCCUUGGCGCUGAGCGCUCUGUUGAACUCUCUGCCGUGUGCGCUUGCAUUUCAUCGGGACAUGAACUUUAAAUUCAAGACCCUUCUGAAAGAGGCUCGCCGACUGUGCUUUGGUUUUCGCACGUGCUUCGCGUUCAUUCUCGCAUGUUAUCUUCUUCUCGUCUGUAUCAACUUCCUGGCUCAAUGUUUGCUUCUACCCCCUCCCCUCACGGGUUUGCAUUUGCUUUGGCUAACCUGCCUCAUAGUACCCCUCCUGGGGCUGUCGUUGAUUGGAGCCCGAGCUGAGAAAGGACUUAUGUCAAUGAUGACUGGACGCAAUGACAAGACAUUCGAGGGUAUAGCGAACCCGUUUUGCCUGCACUUUUCACUUGGAUUUCUCCCGACCUGUGUAUUUGUGUGCGUCGUACUCUUUCCUCUGACUCUCCGUGGAUUCUGCACACGUCACUUCUAUUCCUGUCACUAUCUGCUAGGCUAUAGGAACACGACCGAACCCUGGAAUGGUCUGGGCAGGUCCAACAGGCAGGCGCUCUCCCUCGCGCAAGACAUCAACGCUUUCUUCCUUGUUCUGUUUUUUGCUAUUACAUCUGCUAGCUUUGUACAUCGUCUGCGAUUGCUAUGGAAAGGAUCCCCUCUCAAGAGCAGGCCAUGGCUCUUCUCCGUUCUCAUAGUUAUCUGCCUACAGCUCGUGUUCUUUCUGGCUUCACAGAUGUUCUGGACUCGUUCAUACGGAUCUAAUUAUACCCUGAGAGAUGUACCCUCUUACGUAAUAGCCCUAGUGUUGACAUGGCCACUAGCCUCGCUAGCAAUAACCGAGCUACUCAAAAGACGAUAUAUCAAACUUUGGAUUCGGUAUCAGAGAAGAGCCAAGCUAAUGUUUGGAACAAAGCUUGGAAUGAACUCUCCAUUUUGAAACCUCAUAAGUUCUUAACCCAUAUCAGCCUGAAGUUGGUUUAAACGCCCCAAGCAAAGAAUCUUAUAGGCUACUUCUAGGACCUGAGGGUAAUCUUGAGAAUAAAAACAAGUGUUUUUAUCUGAAGCCCAUUUGUUCCUGCACUGGCCUUAGCCGCCCAGUGUUCUUGAACAUUCUAGAGCAUAGCGAUGGCAGCAAGUUUCCCAUAACAGAAACACUGCUGUAACCCAUUUGUUCCUGCUCUGGCCUUAGCCGCCCAGACAAAGAAGCUUUUAGAACACUUCUAGGACAUGAUGGUAACAACAAGCAGAAAUUUUAUACAUGAUUUUCUUUAUAGUUAGUAAAGAAUAUUCCUUUCAUUAGAUUUUAUUAUUUUGUACAGAAUGAUGUAAAUAUUAAUCACUAAAACUAUUUAAAAUGUUUGUCCAAGUAUUGGUGUUGUAGAAGGAAUGUUUGGUAUAAUAAAAAUAAAUUUUGAAUUGA